Leptopilina boulardi is the source of this 2573-nucleotide messenger RNA. It is a transcript of the gene sotv, whose product is annotated as exostosin-2. Gene Ontology annotation, molecular function: glycosyltransferase activity. The record is from RefSeq and is a predicted model, not a curated record. Lineage: Eukaryota; Metazoa; Arthropoda; Insecta; Hymenoptera; Figitidae. Bases 248 to 2374 code for a protein of 708 amino acids. The transcript has 11 exons. Gene Ontology annotation, cellular component: membrane.
AAAAUUUACAAAAGUGACAGAUGUCAUGACAACAGUAGUGCCAUAUAUAAAUUAAGGAUAUUUUAUCAAAAAAUAAACAAAAUGAAUAUUAAUUAGUGAUAUUAUUAUUAGCCGGCUAAUUUCUAUAUAUUUAUAUUUUCAUUAAAAAUGAAAAUAAGAGCCAGAAAUUAGAAUGAUUAAAAAUGUCAAAUACCUAACAAUUUUUUAUGGAUUAUUUAACGUAGCAUUCUGAAAAAAUAGAAUCACAAUGGUGAUUGUGACUCGAUUUUCGCAAAAAUUGAGUCGCGGCUCCAAUCAUCAAAACAAUGCCAUAAUAAUCGUAUGUUCAGUGUUCUUUUUAUGUAUUCUAUUAAUUACCGCCUAUCAUGUAUUUCAAAUUGGAAAUAGACAACAAAAUUCAACUUACCAACCAUUGGUAUUGAGCGAUAUAAAUGCAUUGCCAACGAAAAUAUUGGGUAAAGAUAUACCCGAAGCCGAAUUGACAAAUUCUUCCUGUAAUUAUUUUGGUUGUUUCAAUUUAUAUCGAUGUGGAAGUCAGGGUAAUAAACUUUCGGUUUAUGUUUAUCCACCGAAAGUAUUUCUUGAUCAUGAAGACACACCAGUUACAAGUCAAAUGACAAGAGAAUUUUAUCAAAUUUUAUAUGCAAUCACGUCAAGUAAAUUUUACACUCCAAAUCCACAUGAGGCUUGUAUUUUUGUUCCAUCAAUCGAUAUGUUGAAUCAAAAUAGAUUGAAAUUGCGACAAGUCUCACAGGCUCUUCGAUCUCUUGAAUUCUGGGAGAAAGGAGAAAAUCAUUUAUUGUUUAACAUGAUAUCCGGAAGUGUUCCGGACUAUAAAACUGUGAUUGAUGUACCAAUUGGUAGGGCAAUGAUCGCCGGAGCUGGAUUUUCGACUUGGACACAUCGUCGUGGGUUCGAUAUUAGUUUACCAGUUUACAGUCCACUGGUAGAAAAUUUAAAACGAAAUUAUUCGAUAAAUAGAAAAUGGUUAGUUACGGCUGCACAAAUUAAUAUUAAUUCAGCCUUCGAGCAAGACUUGUUAGAAAUUAAGGCUGCGCAUCCAAAAGAAAUUUUAAUUCUCGGUCCGUGUUUACAUCACAAUCCAAUGAACAAUUCAAUUCGUUGUGUGGAAGAGCAUGUUUAUAAAUAUCCCGAUAUUUUGCAGAUGUCAAAUUUUUGUUUAAUAAUUCGAGGAGCGAGGCUCGGUCAAAGUGCCUUUUUGGAAUCAAUGGCUGCCGGAUGUAUUCCCGUGAUAAUAUCAGAUUUAUUGGUGAUGCCAUUUCAAGAAGUUAUUGAUUGGAAGAGAGCUGCGAUAUUUAUAAGGGAAGUAGAUAUCCUAAUGGUAGUGCCAACAUUAAAAAAAAUAUCCGAAAAACGAAUAAUUGAAUUACGAAAUCAAGUUUCUUGGCUUUAUAAAAAAUAUUUCGAAUCAAUGGGCACAAUUACGGAAACAUCAUUGGAAAUUCUUGCCGAUCGUGUGUUUCCACAUCUUGCGAGAGAUUACAAUUUUUGGAAUAUUCCAAAGCAUUUAGACAAUAAGUCACCUUUAUUUUUGCCCGUUACGGCUCCAAAAACACGUGGAUUCACUGCUGUGAUUUUGACAUAUGACAGAUUGGAACUUCUCUUUUCGUUAAUUAAUAAACUCGUCAAGGUGCCGAGCCUGUCAAAAGUUCUCGUCAUUUGGAACAAUCAAAACAAAGAUCCACCUCCAUCUUCAACUUGGCCGAAACUUUUAAAACCAUUGAAAGUGAUUCGCACAAAAGAGAACAAAUUAUCAAAUCGCUUUUAUCCAUACGAUGAAAUUGAAACCGAGGCUAUUUUAUCCAUUGAUGACGAUAUUAUUAUGUUAACUACAGAUGAAGUGGAAUUCGCUUUUGAGGUUUGGCGAGAAUUUCCCGAUAGAAUUGUUGGUUUUCCAUCGCGAACACAUACAUCGGAUAAUAUAACUGGAUGCUGGAAAUACGAGAGUGAAUGGACCAAUCGAAUUUCCAUGGUUUUGACCGGUGCCGCAUUUUAUCACAAGUAUUGGAGUUAUAUGUACACAACGUCAAUGCCAGGUGACAUAAAAGAAUGGGUAGACGAGCAUAUGAAUUGUGAAGACAUUGCCAUGAAUUUUUUGAUCUCAAAUAUUACCGGAAAAGCUCCCAUUAAGGUGACACCAAAGAAAAAAUUUCGAUGUCCCGAGUGCACGAAUACGGAAAUGCUUUCAGCCGAUUUAACUCACAUGGUGGAGAGGACUCAAUGCAUUAACAGAUUUUCAAAAAUUUAUGGCUCAAUGCCUUUAAAAUCAGUUGAGUUUCGAGCUGAUCCUGUACUCUUUAAGGAUGCAUUUCCCGAAAAAUUGAAAAGAUUCAAUGACAUUGGAAGUCUUUAAAAAAAGAAAAUCUUGAUUCAAAAUAUUUAAUUUUGCAAUUAUUUUUUCUACUUUUUUAUAUAAUAUUAAUUUAUUAUUCACUUUAUAUUUUUUUAUCAUUGUUUAUAUAAAGAAAAACCAGUUUAAUGUGUAUAAAAUUUACUAACAUUAAUUUGUAAAUUAAUCGCAAAUAAAUAUUUUCUAUUGUUGUUAAUGUUAA